Messenger RNA from Pyricularia oryzae 70-15, 4955 nucleotides. Its product is annotated as osmosensing histidine protein kinase SLN1. The record is from RefSeq and is a predicted model, not a curated record. Lineage: Eukaryota; Fungi; Ascomycota; Sordariomycetes; Magnaporthales; Pyriculariaceae. Gene Ontology annotation, molecular function: phosphorelay sensor kinase activity. Gene Ontology annotation, biological process: phosphorelay signal transduction system; phosphorylation. The transcript has 2 exons. The coding region runs from base 761 to 4366 and encodes 1201 amino acids.
AGCGUGCGUGCACUUGGGGUUCUUCUUUUCUAUCUCUUUCGGGAGGAAUGGAAAGCGCCGAAUUUUCUCCAUCAUCAGUAGCAGAAAACACGGCACGUCGAUAGUCUACGACAAUCGACGUCAACGGCUCCGCAGCCCUACCAGUUGCAUUUGUAAAUGCGCGAGCGUUGAUCCCUCCCUAGUCUCAAUUCCUAGCUAACUGUCCGACCGAACCAUUCGAAAAGCAAACCCCAACCAGCCAACCAACCCGGCCGCUGCGCUACUGUGAGAAAAAACAUCUUCGGUGCCGCAAGGUCACGCAGGUUAAUUGCCCUGACAGAAGGCACGUCAAGGCAAGACAUUGUCUGUCACUCCCACGACCACUUACUGUGUGUUCGAUUCCUGGACCACGCCGGAUCAAUUGUUACCGCGCAUCUCGUUGUUCUUGCCUUGGAUACACGUUCUUUUGAUCGUUCGUCCAAGGCCCAGCACAGCGGUUGGUCGACACCAUUUGCCGUCUGUUGAAUCGAGUUUUUGCCGAUCCCAGUUACUCGCCACAUCAUCCCACGCGAACAAGCGAAGACGACGAGACGACCCCCGAGGACGACGACCACGCCGACUUGGCCUUGCCGCGAAAGUCUGCCACUGAACGAAACCUUUGUUUUGUUUUCGGGGAGACUUGAAGCCGGCCUGGCUUUCGGCCCCACGAUAUGCAUUCGGCACACAUAACUCUGGAACUUUCUUCAUAGUCUCGGCCUGCCAGGUCCGCAGCAACGCAGCCAUGAGGAUCGCCAUCCGCGAGCAGCUCGCCCUGCUCGUCGUGUUGGCCACUCUGGUUGCCCUUGCUAUCGUCUCGAUACCUGUCUGGAUAUAUGUUCACCAAUUCAUAAUUGGCGUUCAAGAAAAUGCCCUCAGCUUGACUGCGUCACUCAAAGCUGCUCGCAUAGCCGCCGAGAUCGACCUCCUGCAGACGACAUGCUCUACCAUCGCUUCCCGGGUACUGGUUCAGCGUGCGCUGUUGAACUUUUACAAUGGGUCUUCGUCGCCAAGCUUGUGGGAUGAAGCCAGGAUUGAUGUUGAAAACGCGCUCAACUUACCUGGCCAGCCCGAUCUCUUGCAAGCUCGCAUCUACUCCCGGAACUCGACGGGGUCCUCGUCAACUGGUCUUAUGGCGACCACAUCGACCAUGUUCCACGACAUCAAACUUCCAUACAACAAACCCGAUGGUACUUCUGCAAUGCUGGGCAACGACAGCUACGGCUUCCCGCCUAUGCUUUACCCCAAUAUUACAUACACGGACACGGGCGAGCCGAGUCCCAUCGCUCCCGAUACGAACAUAUUCUUCGCCGAUGCAUUUCCCGGAAUACGCCUGACGCAGGGGCUGUUCCUUGGCCCUCUUGUCAUCAAUGAUACCUACGCCCUGGUCUCGCUCACCGUCGCCGUCCGGGGCAACGCCGACAAGCUUAUUCUCGGCUACAUGACCCUCGUUGCUUCGGCAUCGAAUCUUAUCCUCAUCAGGAACUCCCCCGAGGGGCUCGGCAAUAGUGGGCUGACGCUCUUGUUUGGACCUAAUGAGACGUAUAAUAGGUUCAACUAUACCGACCCUCCGGUGACCAACAGCACUUACAAGAUCCCAGACACUUUCAAAUUUGCCAAGACAAAGAUACACUUCGUACUGCCACCUACGAAGCCAAACGGCACAGCUGACCGACAUCUUAAGCACAGCUUUGACAGCGGUAAUUACAACGAAGAGUUUGAGCUCGGGAGUUAUCCUGCCGUCUUCGAAAGUUUGACAACGUUCAACCGACGGGCUGUCAAUAACGCCAUGGCAAACCUUUGGACGACUAACGAGCAAGGGGUAGACGUGUCGGUUGGUACGGCGCGGCCAAAAUCGCAGUACGUCGACUGGGUGGUUGUGGUGGAGCAAGACAGGGCCGAAGCGCUGCAGGCUAUAACUACUCUGCGAACCAUCUUGCUUGGUUGUGUGUUUGGCGCCGCUGGCCUCAUGUUCCUACUCAUCUUCCCUUGCGCGCACUUUAGUGUGCGACCGAUUCGCGAUCUCAAGAUUGCAACGGAAAAGUCGAUAAUGCCUCCAGGCUAUGACGAUUAUCACGGCGGUACGAGUGAGAACCCCGGUUCUGGGGUCCUUUCAUCACUUUCAGAAAAGGGAUGGCUCGGAGCCAUUAUUAGGAGGACGAGGCAUAAGCUAGGGAUUCCCGCCAGGAGACAGCGGCGGGAAUCUGAUCAGGACGAAAGCCUGACACAGCGUCAAGUGUUCAAGAUUCCUGGAAAGGUUCAGGAUCGCAAACACUACAUAACAGACGAGCUGACAGAGCUCACUACCACUUUCAACGAGAUGACGGAUGAACUUUACAAACAGUACUCGUCCCUUGACGACAAGGUCGCCGAGAGGACGAGGGAGCUUGAGAUCAGUAAAAAGGCCGCAGAGGCGGCCAACGAGAGCAAGACGCUCUUUAUCGCAAACAUUUCACACGAGCUCAAGACGCCUCUCAACGGCAUCAUGGGCAUGUGCGCCGUGUGCAUGGAGGAGACGGACGUUACGCGCAUCAAACAAUCCCUCAAGACGCUCUACAAGUCUGGCGACUUACUGCUGCACCUCCUUGAGGAUCUUUUGAGCUUUUCAAAGAACCAGAUCGGACAUCAGAUCAGCCUGGAAGAGCGAGACUUCCGCUUGGGCGAUAUUCGGCAGCAGCUUUUGUCGAUCUUUGACAAACAGGUUCGCGAGAGCGGCACGCACUUCACGGUGGAGUUUGUGGGUCACGAUAUACUCGACUUUUACCAGUACCCAAUCAGUUCUGAAAGGCAAAGCAUGGAAAAGACAAGACUGCCUGCUCUCGGGCCUGCGGGUGCCGGCAGGUUGAAGGACAUGUGCCUGUGGGGAGAUCAACACAGGAUUCUCCAGGUGAUCAUCAACCUGGUCAGCAACAGCCUGAAGUUCACACCUUCAGGAGGCAAGGUGCAACUAAGGAUACGAUGUGUAGAAGAGAUCGAGCAGAUCAACGCGACCGGCGACAACAGUCGCUCUUCGUCAUUUUCGAAGAGCGGAUCCGCAAGGCCAGGACGCCCACGGCACCGGGUAGGCUCGUCGUCAGCACAAUCGGCAGCCUCAACCAAGGGCGUCUCAACGCCAGGCACGACAGGAACUGCGCUGGCCAUCAACCCGAUGGACCCCAAAACUGUACCACACAUCCAGGUACGCGAGCGGUCCCUGUCGCCGCCUCCACCAGGAGCCAAGGCCUUCCUGUUCGAGUUCGAGGUUGAGGACUCUGGUCCUGGUAUACCAGAGCAUAUGCAAGCCCGUGUGUUUGAGCCUUUUGUACAGGGCGACUUGGGACUUAGCAAGAAGUAUGGAGGCACCGGGCUAGGGCUGAGCAUUUGCCAGCAGCUUGCCACGCUGAUGGGUGGAAACAUUACGCUGAGGAGUACUGUUGGUGUUGGGUCGGUCUUUACGAUGAGGAUACCGCUGAAAUACGUAAAGGACAGACCAUCCAGCACAGCCUCUAGCAGCAUAAAGUCUCGCCCACAGAGCUUGGUCUCUACUGAUGGUGACACCACCAACGUGCGUGUGGUAUCACAUAGCAAGUCUGCUCCAGACGGAAAGCACGCUUCAGUAUUAGACAACAAGCCGCGCCUCGUAGGACUGAGCCAUCCGUUCUUCUCGCCAACCCAAGCGACGGCACCAAAGCUAUCGACAGAAGAUCACAAAGCCAACUUGAACGAAAAGAUUGCCAAGGCAGUCGCGGCAAAAGGCGGCAACAAGCUUCGCGUUCUCGUCGCCGACGACAACUCAACAAAUGUCGAGGUCGUUUCCAAGAUGCUUCGGUUAGAGCACGUCUCUGACGUCACGGUCGCCUCGGACGGGCAGGAAGCCCUAGAGGUGGUGAAGGCUAACAUGGAGAACAACCUCUACUUCGAUCUCAUCUUCAUGGACGUGCAGAUGCCCAACCUGGACGGAUUACAAUCCACGCGGCUGAUCCGGCAGAUGGGCUACAGCGCACCCAUCGUGGCGCUGACAGCCUUCAGCGAGGAGAGCAACGUCAAGGAGUGCAUGGAGAGCGGAAUGAACGAGUUCUUGGCCAAGCCUAUCCGCAGGCCCGCGUUGAAGCAGGUCUUGCGGAAGUUUGCCACCAUUCCUGAGGAGCCCGAAGAUGGCCGGCGGACGACACCACCUACGAGUGCCAAAAACGUCGUUACCGAUUCCCACGGGACCAAGUCAUCAGUACGCACUGAGGUUGCCGAGACGAAACGCGAAGACCUGCCAAACGGCAACGGCAAUGCUGUAGUCGGGCCGGAUAACAACAGCAGCAGCGUCUUGAUCUCCAAGCCUCCAUUACCUCCUAUGAACGGUGCUGCUGUGGCGACGUGAUCACCAUUCGACUGCAUUGUUUGAUUUUUACAUGGAAUCUGCUUCUUCAUGAGCCCUCUGCUUUUUAUUUAUCUCGUCUGUCGUCUGGAUACCCCUAUAAGCAACAUGGCGAACCCCUGAACCCUGGUCGUCUGCGUUUACUGUUUACUUUGAUCAAUCACCUGUCUACUGACUCUAUUAUGGUCUGUGGAAUUCAUGAAUCGCCGUCGCAUUCUUCAUAGCGAAGAAGAAAAAAAAAAGCAACAGAAGAAAAGUGUGUUUUCUGGACCAAAUGGAGUUGCCUAUUGAAACACGGCAAGGUUUGGUAGAGAGAGCGUUUUACUGCCCUGCGCUUCAUAAUAACUGGGAUAUAAGAAGUGUUCCAGGAGCCCUGGGUAACGGAUCUCGUUUGUCUUUGAUAACUUGUUUUUUCUUCACCUCUCGAGGUCAUUUUCUCUUCAUCUCAUCAUAGGCUCGGCAUGUUUCCUGUUGAUAUCACUCUUAUAAGUUUUAUUGCUUCUGUACAUAACUAAGGUCGGAAAAAUGGCAGCUCGAAUUGUUAGUUAAUGCCCAUACACGUAUACAUUAUACUUAUUUUGACUCUUGCCCG